This is a messenger RNA of Miscanthus lutarioriparius, 3153 nucleotides long. The record is from the annotation of a GenBank genome assembly. Lineage: Eukaryota; Viridiplantae; Streptophyta; Magnoliopsida; Poales; Poaceae.
AUGGCUGAGCUAGCGGCCAGCCUGGUGGUUGGGCCGCUGGUGUCCCUGCUGAAGGACAAGGUGUCCAGCUCUCUCCUGGACCAGUACAACGUGAUGGAGGGGGGCAUGGAGAAGCAGCGCAAGAUCCUCGAGUGCAUCCUGCCUGCCAUCCUCGACGUCAUUGUCGAUGCCGAGAAGCAGGCGUCUCGCCGACGAGGAGUAAAGGCAUGGCUUGAGGCGCUCAAGACGGUGGCAUAUGAGGCGAACGACGUCUUCGAUGAGUUCGAGUAUGAGGCACUCCGCCAUCGAGGCAAGAAGGAUGGGCACAUCACCAAGCUCGGCAUGGCUGGAGUAAAACUCUUCCUUACUCACAACCGGGUUGCGUUCCGUUGCAGGAUGGGAAACAAGCUUACUGGCAUUGCUGAGGCCAUCAAGGUCCUUGUGGAGGAAAUGAACGUUUUUGGAUUCGACAAAUUUCAGCUUGAGGCACCAGCAUGGAACAGGUGGCGUGAGAUGGAUUCCGUUAUCGUUGAUCCUGAAAACAUUGUUAGUAGAUCUAGAGAAAAGGAGAGGAAGAAAAUUAUUGAGAUAUUGCUCAGCCAUCAAGCUAGCAGUGGUGAUCUCUUAGUUCUUCCCAUCGUUGGAAUGGGAGGAUUGGGCAAGACCACCCUCGCUCAACUCAUCUACAAUGACCCUCAGAAGACUAAGCCAGAGGAGCUAGUUAAGUUGGUUGGCCCGAUUACAGAGAGAUGUGUUGGAUCUCCAUUGGCAGCCAAAGCGUUGGGGUCUGUAUUGUGUAACAAGACCACUAAGGAAGAAUGGGAGGACAUAUUACGUCGAAGCAGGAUAUGCGUUGAUGAGACCGGGAUUUUACCUAUACUCAAGCUCAGCUAUAAUGACUUGACAACUGACAUGAAGCAAUGCUUUGCCUUUUGUGCUAUGUAUCCAAAGGAUUAUCAAAUUGAUGUUGAAAAGCUUAUCCAACUAUGGAUGGCCAAUGGUUAUAUCUCAGAUCAAAACAAGGUACCUGCUAAAACCAUGGGUAAACGGAUUGUCAAUGAGAUGGUCUCAAGGUCAUUCUUCCAGUAUGAGGAGCAAAGAUGGAUUGGGUAUAGUUCUACAACUUUUGUGAAGAUCCAUGACCUCAUGCAUGAUGUUGCACUUUCUGCUUCAGAGAAGGAGUGUGUUUGUAUAACUGAUGAAUUUAUUGAAAGUGGUGACUUGCUUCCUGGUGCUGACCGCCAUAUACUUUUUCAAACAAGCAUGGACAAAAAGGGAUUAAAUUUUUUAUUUGGUACUACGAAGGAGAAGUUUCCACCUAUACAAACAAUGAUAUUUGAUAGAUCUUAUUUUUACCAUCAAGAUGUGCCACAUUCAUCAAAAUUAAGUUCUCUCCGAGCACUUUCUAUGCCAGUAUCAGGGGCUCCUUUGUCAAUAAAACCAAAGGACAUGUGCCACCUUAGGUACCUUGAUCUCUCAAGUAAUGUUGGCAUCGAAGCACUUCCAGAUGAUAUAAGCAUCCUAUAUAGUCUCCAGACACUAAAACUUUCUAACUGCAGCAGUCUCAAAAGACUUCCUGAGCAAAUGAAGCACAUGAGUAGCCUUCGUCAUCUCUACACAGAUUACUGCACGAAGCUGGAGUGCAUGCCUCCAGAGCUUGGACGAAUCACCUCGCUUCGAACAAUUACAUGGUUUGUAGUGGGAAGUGGCUUGAAUUGUAGCAGUCUUGGAGAGCUAAAGGAUUUAAAUAUUGGUGGUUCAUUAAUGCUAAAGCAGCUGGAAAAUGUGACAGUGAGAAGAAAUGCAAAGGCAGCCAACCUUGAGAAUAAAAAGGAACUGAUACAAUUGUCACUACGGUGGACAAGUGGCAAGGAGGAUGAACAACAAUGUCAUGAGGUGCUACAGAGUCUCGAAGCUCAUGAUGGACUGCUGGCUCUCGAAAUAUAUUCCUACCAAGGCACCAGUUUCCCAUCAUGGAUGGGUAUGUUGAAAAACAUGGUUGAGCUUCGGUUAACUAAUUGUAGUAAAGCGGAUCAGCUUCCUGAAUUCGAACAGCUAGCAGAACUACAAGUCCUUCAUUUGGAAGGAUUGGAAAAAUUGCAAUUCCUGUGUAGCAGCCGUACAUCCUCCGCAUUUGGAAAGCUUAAGGAUCUUAAGCUUGUUAAUCUUCAGGUUUUUGAUAGAUUUUGGGAGGCAACACAUGGAGGCACCGUAGCAUUUCCUCAGCUUGAGAUAUUGCACAUUAAAGGCUGUAAAAAUUUGGCAGCAUUACCAGAAGCAUCAGUGCUCAGAGAACCGUAUGGUGGUGGAGACUACACAGUGGCCCGGUCCGCCUUUCCAGAACUGAAGAAGCUCAAUUUGGAAGAUUUAAAUAGCUUUGAGAGAUGGGAUACUGCCAUUGAAAUUGAAGAAGAACAUGCACUGUUCCCUUUGCUUGAGAUUGUUGGUAUCGAGAAAUGCCCAAAGUUAACAACUCUACCUAGCGCACCAAAGGUCAAAGAACUGGUUUUGCAUGAAGCAAAUCAACAGAUUUCUCUAGGAGGAAUCAGAUGUAUGACGUCGUUGUCCAGUUUGUCUUUGGAGGGCGUCAAGCUGGAUGAUAAGGAGGAAUGGGACCAUCCGUCGUCUGUGGUAGCUAUGAAACUAUUGAGCUGCAGUUUGUUCUUCCAACCACGUGCACUAGCACUGUGGGUUUGCUAUGGGCAGCUGCAGGAUCUGAGAAUUGAUAGCUGCGAUGAGCUUGUGUACUGGCCGGAGAAAGUAUUCCAAAGCUUGAUUUCCUUGCGGAGGCUAUGGAUUAGCCAUUGCGAUAAUCUAAUUGGAUACGCAGCGGCAAAUGCUCCUGACCAGGAAACAUCAGGAAGGAGCCGACUUUUGCCCCAUCUUGAGUAUCUGGAAAUAUCUUGGUGUGGAAGUCUGGUAGAGGUCUUCAACUCCCCUGCUCUCAAGAGGAUGGAAGUUGGAUUCUGUUGUAAGCUUGAGUCCCUAUACGGCAGGCAACAGUUGACUCAAGAGGCUAGUAGUACCGAUGACGUGGCGGCAUCCACACCUGUUGAGGAGAAGCUGUCACCAUGGGUGGACCCGGAUAAGCUCCUUCCAUCAUCUUUAGAAUCUCUAACAAUAUCUAGCUGUGACGGGUUGUCAGAGGGCAAGUGGAUGCACUCCAACACCUAA